This is a messenger RNA of Mercurialis annua (annual mercury), 1326 nucleotides long. RefSeq names its product GDSL esterase/lipase APG-like. Lineage: Eukaryota; Viridiplantae; Streptophyta; Magnoliopsida; Malpighiales; Euphorbiaceae. Gene Ontology annotation, cellular component: apoplast. The record is from RefSeq and is a predicted model, not a curated record. The coding region runs from base 94 to 1161 and encodes 355 amino acids. Gene Ontology annotation, molecular function: hydrolase activity, acting on ester bonds. The transcript has 5 exons.
AUUCAGGAAACAACCUAUCUAUAUAUUAACUUCCUUUGAAAAAGGUGUCUGAAGAAACAAUAUCUAUCUCACACCAUUUUUGACUCACCAAAAAUGGGCAUGUUUUCUAGAGCAAUAAUCUUAAUUUUAGCCUUAGUUUUUUCAUUUCUAGAUGGCAAAAAUGCACAAGACCUCAUUUUUCCAGCUUUAUUUACAUUUGGGGACUCAGCCAUGGAUAUUGGCAACAAUAAUUAUCUCCCCACUAUUUUCAAGGCUAAUUAUCUUCCCUAUGGGAGAGAUUUCGCCAAUCAUAAACCUACUGGAAGAUUUUGCAAUGGAAAAUUAGUCUCUGACAUUGCAGCUGAUACUUUAGGGUUUAAGAGCUAUAUACCGCCGUAUCUUAGCCCGGCUGCUUCAGGAAAGAAUCUGCUUCAUGGAGCUAGCUUUGCAUCGGCUGGAUCUGGUUAUGAUGAUAAAGCCGCCGUUCGAAGCAAUGCUCUUACAUUGCCUCAACAGUUGCAAUACUUCAAAGAAUACCAGAGUAAGCUAGCCAAGGUAGCUGGUGCCAACAGAUCUGCAUUCAUAAUCAAGGAAGGAUUAUGCCUGCUAAGUUCAGGCACUGCAGAUUUGCUUGUGAACUAUUACGUUAACGGCCGGUUAAACAAAGCUUAUACUCCUGAUCAGUAUAUUUCAUUCCUUAUCAGAGGAUUCUCAAGAUUUGUUAAGGGUUUAUAUGCAUUGGGAGCAAGGAGACUAGGGGUUUCUGCACUCCUUCCAAUUGGUUGUACUCCUGCAGCUCGGGAUUUAUUCGGUUCAAAUGAGAUCGGAUGCGUCUCAAGGAUCAACAACGAUGCCCUCAACUUCAACAAGAAGAUAAACUCAACUUCUGCAGCUCUCAAGAAACAACUUCCUGGUCUUAAAAUUGCUGUUUUUGACAUUUUCACUUCAAUCCAUGACCUUGUCAAAUCCCCUUUACAUCAUGGGUUUGUGGAAGCAAGACGAGGGUGUUGUAUGACGGGAACGACGCAUGUAGCUACAAAGCCAUUGUUGUGCAAUCCAAAGUAUGCAGGAACUUGCAGCAAUGCAUCACAGUAUGUGUUUUGGGAUGGUACUCAUCCAUCAGAAGCUGUUAAUCAUAUUAUUGCAGAGAGCCUUCUUUUUCAGGGAUUUUCACUCAUCUGACCAUAAAAUUGAAAUGUGCUACUUUUUUAUGGUUUUCAGAAAUGUGUUACUAUUCUCUUGAAUUUUCAGCUUAUUUCUUUCUAUCUUUGUUUCAUUUAUAAUUCUGUGAACAAUUUAAUGUUAAACUUCAAUGUCAAAUGUAUUGGAAAAAAAGAAUUCAUGUGC